GUCACAAUCGCGGACUUGAUCCAAAUCUCACCACAAGACUUUGAAAAGCGCAGCGCGCAAGCAAUCGAAGACAACAUUAACGCCAAAUAUGCCGACAAAGUGAUCCACCGCAUCGGCCUCUGCGUAGCCCUCUACGACAUACUCCAAACCAGCGAAGGUCUCAUCGGCCACGGCACCGGCAUCGUAAACGUCAAUGUCGAUUUCCGCAUGAUUGUCUUUCGCCCUUUCAAAGGCGAAAUCUUGAUGGGCAAAAUUCUCAGUGCGUCCGACAUGGGAGUUAGAAUCUCCAUGGGCUUUUUCGACGACAUUUUUGUGCCUGCCCCGGGGAUGCUCUUUGAUCCUGCAAAGUACAUCAAGACGGAAGACGGAGAGUGGGUUUGGGUCUGGGAAUCUUCGCCGGAGAAUUUGCUUUACUUUGAUGUUAACGAGAUGGUUCGUUUCCGUGUCGAGGCCGAGACGUGGACGGAUUUGUCUCCUGAGAAGCAACCUGCACCUGGCGAGGAAGUUGAAGUGUACAGACGCUCACCAUACGAGAUCACCGCGUCCAUGCAACUCAGCGGUCUUGGACCUGCUCUCUGGUGGGUAGAACCUGACGCGGAAGAAGAAGCGGCCGAAGAUGAAGGAGAACUGGACGGUGAAGCAGAGGAGACAAACGGCGAUGCUGUCGACGAGAUGGACGAGGGAGCUUAG
Aureobasidium vineae is the source of this 690-nucleotide messenger RNA. NCBI's taxonomy places the organism in Eukaryota, Fungi, Ascomycota, Dothideomycetes, Dothideales, Saccotheciaceae. The record is from the annotation of a GenBank genome assembly.